This is a messenger RNA of Cottoperca gobio, 4617 nucleotides long. It is a transcript of the gene ap3b2, whose product is annotated as adaptor related protein complex 3 subunit beta 2. The transcript has 27 exons. Gene Ontology annotation, cellular component: membrane coat; AP-3 adaptor complex. The coding region runs from base 31 to 3294 and encodes 1087 amino acids. Gene Ontology annotation, biological process: intracellular protein transport; vesicle-mediated transport. The record is from RefSeq and is a predicted model, not a curated record. Lineage: Eukaryota; Metazoa; Chordata; Actinopteri; Perciformes; Bovichtidae.
UCCUCCGUCAGACACGACGACCUGAAGGAGAUGUUGGACAGCAACAAAGACUCCCUGAAGCUGGAGGCAAUGAAGCGGAUCGUGGCUAUGAUCGCCCGAGGUAAAAACGCAUCAGAUCUCUUCCCUGCUGUGGUGAAGAAUGUGGCCUGUAAAAACAUUGAGGUGAAGAAGCUGGUCUACGUUUACUUGGUGCGUUAUGCUGAGGAGCAGCAAGAUCUCGCUCUGCUCUCCAUUUCCACCUUUCAGCGCGGGUUGAAGGAUCCGAACCAGCUGAUCCGAGCCAGCGCGCUGCGAGUCCUCUCCAGCAUUCGAGUCACGAUCAUCGUCCCCAUAAUGAUGUUGGCCAUCAAAGAAGCUGCCUCUGACAUGUCCCCGUACGUCAGGAAGACAGCCGCUCACGCGAUUCCUAAACUCUACAGUUUGGAUCCAGAGCAGAAGGACCAGCUGAUAGAAGUCAUAGAGAAACUCCUCGCUGACAAAACCACGCUGGUGGCAGGAAGCGUUGUUAUGGCUUUUGAGGAGGUUUGUCCGGAGCGCAUUGAGCUGAUCCACAAGAACUACAGGAAGCUGUGUAACCUCCUGAUCGACGUGGAGGAGUGGGGGCAGGUCGUCAUCAUCAACAUGCUGACCCGCUACGCCAGGACCCAGUUCCUCAACCCGAACAUGAACGAGUCCCUGCUGGAGGAGGGAAACGACAAGGCCUUCUACGGCUCUGAUGAUGAUGAGGACGAGGAGGAGGACGAGAAAGACAAGAAGGCAGAGGCUCCCGCCAUGGCCAAGAGGAAGCCGUACGUGAUGGAUCCAGACCACCGGCUGCUGCUGAGAAACACCAAGCCGCUCCUGCAGAGCCGCAACGCAGCUGUGGUGAUGGCUGUGGCUCAGCUUUAUUUCCAUCUUGCCCCGAAAGCGGAGGUCGGGGUGAUUGCCAAGGCCCUGGUCCGUCUACUGAGGAGCCACAGUGAAGUCCAGUAUGUCGUUCUUCAGAACGUGGCAACAAUGACGAUUAAGAGGAGGGGGAUGUUUGAACCGUACCUGAAGAGUUUCUACAUCCGCUCUACAGAUCCAACCCAGAUUAAAGUCCUUAAGCUGGAGGUUCUCACCAAUCUGGCCAAUGAGACGAACAUUUCCACCAUUCUCAGAGAGUUUCAGACGUACAUUAAAAGCAUGGAUAAAGACUUUGUGGCCGCCACGAUCCAAGCCAUCGGCCGCUGCGCUACAAACAUCGGCGAGGUGAGGGACACGUGUCUGAACGGCCUGGUGCAGCUGCUGUCCAACCGAGACGAGCUGGUCGUAGCCGAGUCGGUGGUGGUUAUUAAGAAGCUGCUGCAGAUGCAACCGGAGAAACACAGCGACAUCAUAAAGCACAUGGCGAAGCUAACGGACAACAUCCAGGUGCCGAUGGCACGCGCCAGUAUCUUGUGGCUGAUCGGAGAAUACUGUGAGCAUGUGCCGAAGAUCGCCCCGGAUGUCCUGAGGAAGAUGGCCAAGUCGUUCACUAAUGAAGAGGACAUCGUCAAGCUGCAAAUCAUCAAUUUGGCCGCCAAGCUCUAUCUCACCAACUCCAAACAGACCAAACUGUUGACGCAGUAUGUUCUUAACUUGGCCAAGUACGACCAGAACUACGACAUCCGCGAUCGGGCGCGCUUCAUUCGGCAGCUCAUCGUGCCCACCGAGAAGAGCGGAGCGCUCAGCAAGUACGCUAAGAAACUGUUCCUCGCCCUCAAGCCUGCACCGAUCCUCGAGUCUCCGUUUAAAGAUCGAGACCACUUCCAGUUGGGUUCAUUGUCCCACUUGCUGAAUGCCAAGGCUGGCGGCUACCAGGAGUUGCCUGACUGGCCUGAAGCCGCCCCAGAUCCGUCCGUGCGCAACGUGGAGGUUUUUACGCUGCUUGAAAGAGUCACAACAUUAACGAGUGUGCCCGAAUGGACCAAAUGCAGCAGCCGCGAGAAGAGGAAGGAGAAGAAAGUGGAGAAGCCGUUCUACUCUGACUCAGAGGGAGAGUCUGGGCCGACGGAGUCAGCUGACAGUGAGUCGGACUCGGCCAGCGGCUUGGAGAGUGGCAGCGGCAUCGAGGAGAGCGGCUCGGGAUCAGAGAGCGAGGAGAGCGAGGAAGGCUCUGAGUCUGAAGAAGAGGAGGAGGAAGAGGAAAAGGACAAGAAGAAGAAAAAGAAAGAAUUGAAGAAGCCAGUGCAAGAAAGCGAAAGCGAGCAGAGCAGUGAAGAAGAAGUGAGGAAGCACGAGAGGAAGAAUAAACAACGCAAGAGCGACUCGGAGUCUGAAUCCGACGAGGAGGACGACAGCGAGUCUGAAAGCAGCCGAUCGGAGUCUGAAGACUCGGAGUCUGAGACAGAAGUCAAAAAGAAAAAGAAGGCAGCUGAAUCCAAACCUCCGUCGAAGCCCGUCAAGAAAGAGAAGAAAGAAAUGUCUCUGCUCGACCUGGAUGAUUUCGAGCCUGCUCCCUCUCCUCAAGUCACGCCCGUCAACACCUUCCUGUCGAGCAGCCUCGUGACCGACCUGGAGGGAUUGUCUCUGUCUGACACCGUUCUCUCUCCGGCAACCACCUCUCCCUGCAGUGCGCUGAAGAGCUACGAGCUGCUGCACCGGAUCACGGGCGAGGGUCUGUGCGUGGAGUACUGCUUCAGCCGACAGCCGUUCAGCCCCGACGGCAACAUGGUGGCGGUGCAGAUGCAAGUCACCAACAACUCCACCUCCGACACCAAGAACCUGCACAUGGAGGACGUGAAGCUCCAGUCUGGGAUGAGGGUCAAAGAGUUCCCUGAGAUCGAGCUGCUGCCGGCAGGUGAGUCGGCCACAGCUGUGAUGGGCAUCGAUUUCUGUGACUCAACACAAGCCGCGAACUUCCAGCUUUGCACUCACACCAGGAAGUUCUUCGUGUCGAUUCAGCCGCCGGUCGGGGAGCUGAUGAGGCCCGUCUUCCUGACGGAGAAUGAGUUUAAAAAGGAGCAAGGUCAGCUGAUGGGUAUGAACGAGAUCACGGAGAAGCUAACCCUGGACGCAAAGUGCCGGAACGAACACGCCAUCGUCCAGAGUGUGAUCACCGCCGCCAACCUCAGCAGAGUCCCCUGCGGUUCAGAUAGAGAGUGCAGUCCUCCUGUUCCUCCUCCUGCUCUUCCUGUCCACAGGUUCGCCGGCAGGACGGUGACCAGCGGCAGCCUGGUGUUGGCCACCGUGGCGUCCAAAGAGGAAGGAGCCGCCCAGCUGACGGUCAACUGCGAGAAGAUGGUGAUCGGCACGAUGCUGGUGAAGGACAUCCUCCUGGCUCUGACGCAGUGACGUGUGACCUUCUUUGCCCCCCUCUGCCCCCCUUCUGCCCCCCUCACCCUAACACGCCUCUCGCAUAUCGUCCAUGACACUUGUAGCACCUCCUCCUUUCUCCUGUUAGCGGUGCGAGAUGUUUACGACAAUCAGACAUGACCUGGUAUAAGAUCCCUCUCUCCCUUUUAAAGUUUCUUACAUGUCGUUAUCCAAAAAACACUUAAGAAUCAAUAAAACAAAUCUACUUAAAGUGAAAAGUAGUUCCAAUCUACACAUCUGAGAAAUAAAGGACUUCAUUUCAAGAUGGUUCAAUGACAGAAAACACAAAAGGUCCUCUUACUGAAUGUUUACGGAGCUUUCAACCACAUGUAAUGGCCUUUUUCAGCGGAUGGAGUUACUCGCUUGUCAGACUCACUGAAUGAAAGGCAGUGCUUAACAUAAGACAAAGGCAUUAAGACGAGGUGAGACGAUAAUAAAAGAAUACACAUAGUUACAUGUGAGUGAAGUAAAACAGGCGACAGAAGUCAGCUAAAAUAAAUAAAAGUGGUAAAACGGGAGAAUUAAAGUUGCACAAUGUAUGAAUACAUAAACAAAAUAGGUUUUGAUCCAGAUAAUGUCAAAAAAUAAUGAAUGAAUCCCAGUUUCAGCAGAUCAGAGCGUUUAAAACAGACUUCAAACCGCUCACAGCUCAAGCCAUCGAUGACCCAGAGACGGAUACCGGAGGCUCUUCACAUCCAAUCAUAACCCCAAAAUAUGCACACCUGUAAAGAUGUGACCGUGCACGCACAUACUGAGGUCAUGUGACUCCAUCUGCUGAGGAAGGUCACGAGAUUUAAAUGUUAUUAAACCUUCUUUUCAUCACAAACAAAAACGUUGUCUUCCUAUAACUCUAUUCUGAGAAAACAUCCAAAUCAUCUGUCCUAUUGUUUCCAAGGGGACGACCAACUCUGCCAACGUUAGCCUCACUUAUCAUUCCAGGAUGUAGAUAAUAUAAAUAAUAGUUAUACCCCGAAACAAGUCACCUGUAAGAUCAGCGUAGUAACUUUCCAGUUCUUUGAAGUGAUCACUUGAAUGUAGCAUGAAGGCUCGACUGAGACAACACCUACCUGGAAGUGAACCGUUCCACUUUGUUACAAUAAGCUUCGUUAAUAUCUCGGCUGCUCCCGGAGACAAAGACGCAUCUUCAUCUCAAAUUCUGCCACUCUUAAGAAUCUUCCUCGCUGUCGACGUGCACACGUUCAUUACUAUAAGUUUAUAAAAACUGAAGAUGUAUAAAUGUUAUUGGAUGUAUUGCAACAUGUAAUACAGUACUACUAUAAGUAAGGUGUGAGUGUGUGUGUG